Molecule: messenger RNA, 939 nt
Organism: Triticum turgidum subsp. durum (durum wheat)
Lineage: Eukaryota; Viridiplantae; Streptophyta; Magnoliopsida; Poales; Poaceae
Source: the annotation of a GenBank genome assembly
AUGGUUGUGGCACAUCAACUCCUCAAACUCAGAAAAUUCUAUAAACAAAAUGGUGGUCCAAUACUAGAAGGUGUCAAGAAUAUAAGGAUCUAUACAAGCAAACAACUUAAGCAGAUGACAAAUAACUACAGGGUUGUUAUUGGAGAGGGCCAUUUUGGUAAGGUUUAUAUGGGGACUCUAAAAGACACACAACAAGUGGCUAUAAAGAAGACCAUCAAAGUUAAUGAAGCUAGCAAAAAGGACUUCAUUGCUGAGAUUAUAAUCCAAUCUGGAAUGAGGCACAAGAACAUUGCCAGGCUCUUAGGUUGUUGCUUAGAGAUGGAUGUUCCAAUGUUGAUGUAUGAGUAUGUAGUGAAAGGGAGUUUGUAUGAUGUUCUGUUCAAAAGCAAAGACAACGUUCCAGUGGAUACCCGCCUCAGGAUUGCCAUUGGUUCCGCCGAAGGCUUGGCAUACAUGCAUUCAGCAGUGGAGAGUACCAUCCGUCACGGUGAUGUUAAAUCUGCUAAUAUACUUCUUGAUGCAAGAUUCACCCCAAAAAUUUCAGACUUUGGGACCUCAAAGCUGCUUGCAAGAGGAAAUUCUGUGCAGACGGAAUGGGUCACUGGAGACAAGGCUUACAUAGAUCCAGCAUACAUGGUCCAUGGGAUAGUUACACAGAAGAGUGAUGUAUACAGCUUUGGAAUUGUUCUCAUAGAGCUUAUCACAAGGAGGGUUGCAAUAUAUGAUGACAAUAUGAGUUAUGCAAAAAAAUUUGUUCUAGCUUGUCAAGAUCAAAGAGUAAGGAACUUUGUUGAUAAUGAUAUUACAAGCGAGAAUGAUAUGGAGAUCCUGGAAAUGGUUAGCAAAGUCGCUCUGGAGUGUCUUAAACUUAAUCCUGAGGAACGCCUAGAUAUGACGCAAGUAGAAAACCGUCUCCGUAAUAUAGGGCAAUCUGAAUAA